Molecule: messenger RNA, 1728 nt
Organism: Haliotis rufescens (red abalone)
Lineage: Eukaryota; Metazoa; Mollusca; Gastropoda; Lepetellida; Haliotidae
Product: N-acetylgalactosaminyltransferase 7-like
Exons: 12
Coding region: 1-1728 (575 amino acids)
Cellular component (GO): Golgi apparatus
Source: RefSeq, a predicted model, not a curated record
AUGUUCGGCGGACGGAGACGCUGGAGGAAAACGAUGUUCUUUGGCGCUCUCUUCCUCGUCUGUUUCGGGGUAUCACUCAACUACUUGAGCGUGGAACAGCUUCACUCCAACAGCAAGGACGAUACAUUCACUGAGGUUCACAAAAUAAGCAACGAAACAAAGCAGCCUCCUCUGGAGUUCCAGGCUGAACCAAUACCAGACCCUCCAGCAUCAAUGGAAGCUGUGUACAAAGAGGGAGAGGUGGGCAACUUUGAACCUCCUCCAGAGAGAGUCGUGGAAGGUCCUGGUGAGGGGAGUAAACCAGUGGCGUUCGCGUCUCCAGACCAGGAUUCAUUACGCCGUUACGGCUGUGACAUGGCAGUGAGCGACCAGGUCUCAUUGGAUCGCACGAUCCCUGACACCAGACAAAAAGAGUGCAAGUUCUGGCACUAUCCGAGCAAUCUGCCGAGUGCCUCUGUGAUUGUUAUUUUCCACAACGAAGGCAACACCACGCUCCUGAGAACUAUCCACAGCAUCAUCAACCGCUCCCCGCCCUCCCUCCUAAAAGAGCUGGUCCUCGUGGACGACGCAAGCACCAGGGAUCAUCUUCUAGCACCACUAGAUAACUAUAUUCAACGUUUCAAUGGAUUGGUCAAAUUGUACCGGAACGAACAAAGACUUGGGGCUAUGGGUUCUCGGACGAGAGGGGCAAAGGAGGCAGUCUCUGAAAUCCUUGUGAUACUGGAGCCUCAUUGUGAGGUGAACGUGAACUGGUUACCGCCGCUGAUUCAGAGAAUUGCUCUCGACAGAACGGCGAUGGCACAGCCGACAGUUGAUGCCGUACAUUACCAAGACUUCGCCUACACCAAAAUUCAUUCGACCAUGAUGAAGGGUGUUUUCGAUUGGGGUCUUCGGUACAAAGAACAAGCAGUAUCACCCACGGAGCAGGCACGGAAGUGGAAACACAAUUCAGAACCUUAUGGAACGCCGACACACGCCGGUGGACUGUUUGCAGUCACCCGCAAACACUUCUUUGACAUUGGAGGCUAUGAUGAAAGUCUAUUGGUAUGGGGGGCAGAGGGCUUCCAGCUGUCUUUCAAGCAAUGGAUGUGCGGGGGUAGAUUUGAGAUGGUGCCGUGCUCUCGGGUGGGUCACAUCUACCAUUACACAAUGCCGUUCACCUUUAAAGGAUCCUAUUUAGAACAGAACAACGUCCGUACGGCGGAAGGAUGGAUGGAUGAAUACAAGGAAUAUCUCUACGUUGAGUAUCCAGCCCUCAGGACGAUGAAGGUGAAUGUCACUGACCAGUUGGAACUCAGGAAGAGGCUUGGCUGUAAGAGCUUCAAAUGGUUCAUGGAGAAUGUGGCCUACGAUGUGGUAAAGGAUUAUCCUCUACCCCCAGCGAACGUAGUCUGGGGUAAUAUUAAAGAACGACAUGGAAGCGAGUGUUUGAGGAAAAUCGGUGAAACAUUAACGCUCGGAGGAUGUGAAAGAGUUGCGGAUUAUUUCCGGUACAAUACAGCUGGACAGAUGUCUGUCGGAGAAUACUGCCUGGUUUUUGAACAAGAAAAGUUUUCGUUUCCCAUGUGUCCAGAUGGACAUAAACACCCAUGGGAGUGGAAUCAGGAAACCGGCUUAAUUCGACACCCGGUGCUCAAGAAGUGUAUCCAAAGUGCUGAAGGGGUGAUCCUUGCAGAGUGUGAUAACAAGGUUCUCAAACAACAGUGGGAUUUGCAGGAGCGAAUGUAA